Colletotrichum abscissum is the source of this 4602-nucleotide messenger RNA. RefSeq lists its product as uncharacterized. Lineage: Eukaryota; Fungi; Ascomycota; Sordariomycetes; Glomerellales; Glomerellaceae. The transcript is spliced from 4 exons. The coding region runs from base 1 to 4602 and encodes 1533 amino acids. The record is from RefSeq and is a predicted model, not a curated record.
AUGUCGCCCUCAGAGGUUGCUGUGCCCGAGAACCCUGAUAUUCCCAAGGAUCCAGACGACGAACUCGGGAAGAUUUGGAAAGUCGUUGAAGACCGAGUGCGCAGUAUGGCCGAGACAACAGGCGUAAAAGUCCCAAGGGGGGACCUGGCAGUCAAGAAUGUCACGGAUCUAUUGGCUGCUCAAGCUCAGAGGUCUGUUGAUGGCUCAGGAAGGUUUCAGGAGGUCCAGCAGACCUUUGACAAGACAUUGACUUGCAUCCGGACUCUCGGGGACAUCGUGAUUGGGCCUAUAUCACAGGUUUUCGGCGGGCCUGCAAACACUUGCUUCAACGCGUUGACGUUUGUCAUUCUUGCUUAUCAAGGCUAUAAGGGCAUGUUUGAGGCUCUGGCCCAGCUUUUGCAAGGGUUCAUUGAGUCGCUUGGCAGGCUUGAUGAUAUCAAGAAAUUGAAUCCCACGCCAAAGCUGAGGCUUAUUGCUUGCCAGCAGUUGAUGCUGUUUGUCAACGUCUGCGACCUCACACUCAAGUUGCGUCAGAAAGUGCGCUUCAAAGCGCGCGCUUUCUUCAACUCGACCUUCCUAAACAAUGACGAGGUGAAGAACCUUAUAGAAGAAGCGAAGAAGCUCAACAAGAAGGAAUUCCGGCAAAUCCAGAUGGACAUCUUGGAAAGGCUGGAUCGGGUUGAUAGGAAUGUCAAUGGCUUUAUGUUUGACUGGAAGACUGGGACUGAUGAGAAGAAGUGGAAAUCUACCGUGAUAGACGAGCUUGGGUGGCCGAAUGGCUCUGUGCUACAGAGUACGGAGGGCAAGAUCCCAAUCUUUUUCUGGAAGGAGCGUUUAUUGAAACACUUGGCAAGGUCGUCCCAUGAUGACGGUCGCUGGCUUUGGAACCACGAACGCUUCCAUAAUUGGGCACGGGGGGAGAGUCAUCAUAUGCCUGUCUUGGGGCUCGAGGGAGACGAAGGCACAGGAAAGACGCAUCUGGCAUCGAAGAUCAUCGAACAUCUGAAUCAGUUGGGCAAAGGGUCUUAUGUGGCAUACUACUUCGUGGAGGACAGCCGGAAGACCGAGUCAAACGCAGAAAGGGAUACCGAGCCUGUUAUCAUACGAAGCCUUCUCUGGCAAUUCGCCGACUCUUGCCGGCCCUUUCUCAAAUCAACCGCAGCAGUUUGCGAAACGAAACGGCUGAUGGUGAGAUACGACGACAUGUGGAAUCUUCUGAUCUCAAAUGUGGCUUCUGGCAAGACGGAAGCCAGAUUCUUCAUCGUCAUUGAUGGACUGGCAACUGCACAUACCAAGUUUGCCAAAUCUCUUUUGGAUGCGGUCGAGAGUCAAGUCAAAGCCUGUCAACGAAUCCGUAUUCUAAUUACGGGCGUGCCGGCAUUCUUCAGUGACCUGGAAGAAACACAUGAACUCGGGAUUGAAGUUAUCAGGUUGAGGGAUGAGAACCGCUCAGACAUCGACAAUUUUAUCGACGAUCGUAUGAACCGGAUGCCGGAAUUGACGAAUCGAUCCAAUGUACGGGCCGCACGAAUGAGAAGAAGGAUAAGCAACAAGUUGGUAGGGUCGGCAAGAGGAGACUACCGCAAUAUGGCCCAUGUAUUGGACAAGAUUAAGAAGAAGCCCCUGGAUCAAGACUGGGUUGAGAACUGUCUCACAGGCGCCAGCAGUACAGCAGCUAGCAAAAUAUCCGGAAUGGUCCAAUCCAUCGACACGCAGAGUCCUCACAACAUAUUCGAUAUCAACGAGAUGAUUCUUUGGGUCAUCGAUGGACGGACAUGGUUGAAUCUGCGUCAGAUGGCGGCAGCAUUAUCACUCGCGCAUGCCGCAGAGAGCAAGUCGCAGCAGGACAAUGAGCGGAAUAUGACAGCCCGAAAACUCAAGUCCAGAAUUGAGGGCGGCACUUAUUCGCUCUUCGAGCGCGAUGAGGAUAAAGAAAUCAAAUUCAAAGGCGGCCUGAGCAUUGAAGAGGCCAAACAGGGCAUUCCACACAAGAGAUCAAACCCUGGCGUCGCCCGCGGUGGCAUCACUACAGAUUCGAUGGCCAUACAGCUAGCUGAGGUGAAUCUGGUGAAACAUUACCUGCAGACUGUCUGUCCUAAGAGUCUUUAUGACAAGUUCGGUUUCACGGAAUUCUUCGAACAGAAGCUCAGCAGCGAGGCAAGUUAUACUUGUCAAGACCCGGCAAAUGCAGAACUUGUUCUUUCUCUUCGCUGUCUCAUGUGUCUCGUGGAUGAGCGGAAACCCGAAACCAGGGCGCUUUACAGCUACGCAGCAGAAAAUCUCCACGAACACUUAUGCUCAGCUAUUACUGAGCCCGGCGACACCCAUGACGAGCGGUCUUCCCCGGAUGAUGAAUACGGCGCUACAGACAAAUCUGAUUCGUCAGAUGACGAGAUGCAUUCUCCUUAUCGAUCCCAGAGAGACCCUUUUCUUCAAGCUCAAGUGGCGGGCUAUCUUGCAAGACUAUUUCUCGAAGACUACGCCAUGGACUCGUUGUUUGGAUUUUGUUACCCCGUCAGUGAUGACAGAAGGAGUGUCCUCGAGCUGAAAGAACUUCCGGCCAGCUGGAGUGCCUGGAUCAUGGAUGACAAGGCACUUAAUCUUCUGAAGACGUCGCUUUUCCGGGAUACUGAUGUUCUACGACACACCGGUGAGAGCGGCUUGGUGAAGUCUUUGACAGCGCCAAACCACGUCAUUGAGAAGCAACCUUUCGAGCUACUGAAGUUUGCUGUGAAGAGGGCAGUCACGCACCUCUUAAACCCAGGUGCGACAACCUACGAGAUCGAAACGUCAUUCGCAUUUCUUCUCGUUGCUGAGGCAAGGUCAAACGCUGAAGACAAAGUCAUCGACGAAGACAAUAUAUGGACGCCCACAGUUGAGCAGGUGAAAGCUGUGGAGGUUUGGGCGUUGAGAACGUCAGCAAGCGAUCCUACCUCGGUUUGGACAGCACAUGUUGCCGCCGUACUUCUCAAUCUCAACAAGAAUGGACACAAAGACAUUCCUCUCAGAUAUGUUGAGAAUCUAGCGCGUGAAGCAUUGAACAAGGACCCAUCCAACUGGAAGGCAUCUUACGUCCUGGCUCGAGCUAUUGAGAGGGACGAAGAUGCUGCCGAGCUUCUUGAGGGUAUCAUCAUCAGCUACAUGUCUGGCGAGGAAUGCCCCGGCCUUUCUCGAGACAAAAGGCUUCUGGCGGAAUUGUACCUUGAGCAAGGCGACAGACUUUGGAACAUGGGCGGUCAAGAGAAUCAAGUCAAAGCUGCCGAAGCGUACAGUAAAAGUGUUGAGAAAGACGGCACGCAUCACACACGAUACGUCAGCAUAGUAAAGCGAUACGCAGAAUCGAAGAUGUGGAGACAUAUUGCUUCUCUGAUGAAGCAGCUUGUCGCGGGCUUUCCCCAGAGGCACGGGAAUGCUAUUGGGAAGAUCAUGUGGGAGGGAAUCUAUUCCGAUCCUUUCAUGAUCGCCCUCGUGCGGACUGCAGACGCCCUAGACGAAUGGGAUCUGUUGAGAGCCAUCUAUGAGCAGGGUGAGAAGGGAAAUUCCUCGUUCUGGGUCACUUUUGAGCUGCGAUCCAGUUACGGCAUUUCCCUUUCAAGGUCUCCGAAGCAUCAGGAUGAAGCGCUCGCAGUGUUUGAGGAACUCAUGGAUAGAAAGAUUGAACCCGGAUUUGAGUACUUCGAGCGCAUGAUGCAAAACCAAGUACUGCGGUACAUCAUGCCAAUGUACACAGCGCGAGUCGCGGCGUCGAAAAUGACGAAGACGGAGCCGCCCGAGUUCGAAGAAAGAGUUGACCGGCUGCACAAGGAUUUCAUGAAAUCUUACGAGAAGAGCGAUUCCAUGCCGCUGACCGUACUCUAUUUCUCAAGAUACUACCUUGCCCGUGGAAAAUCUCAGAAAGCAAAGGAAGUAGCAAGGGAUCUGGUAUCACAGUCUCUUGAGAUGAUGCUGAAUGACGACUCAAGCGACGACUAUCAGUGCUUCUGGCAAUUACAGGCACUUUUCUGGACCUUCAAAGACAUUGACAACGCCAUCGCAGCAGUGACUAUGCUUGCAGCGGUGGAAUACACGGAACAUGUGAGGAAUAAGGAACAAUGGGAAGAGCAAAUGAUCGAGUGGAGGCGCCGCAAUGAAUCGAACAAAAACAAUAGCAAUGGACACGGAGCGAACACCACACAUAGUCAAGACGACUCCCCCGAUGCACGGGCAGCACCACCUCCCUCAGUAUCCGGUAUCGAAUUGGCGCCAGAAGAACACGACGAUGAUGGCCAGGAAUCAGGGAAGCCUAAAGAGCCCAUAUACGGCAUGAAAAUACUUUGUGACGGCUGUGACAAGGAGUUUGAUAAUCCAAACGGUAUGUGGACGUGCAUAGAUGAGUGCGGUCAAGUCCAAUUCGACGAGGAAUGCCUCAAGAAACUGCAAGAGGGCACCCUAGGAAAUUUCGUUUGCAGCAAAGACCACCUCUUUGAGAAAUUUCCGGAACAAAAAUUCAGGGUCAAGGAAUUGUCCAAGGACGAGGUCCGAAUUAAAGGAAACAUCCUUUCACUGAAAGCUUGGGGGAAAAUUAUAGAACAGCAGUAUGCAACGAAAGCAAACAAGGUGUAG